Molecule: messenger RNA, 2955 nt
Organism: Anopheles merus
Lineage: Eukaryota; Metazoa; Arthropoda; Insecta; Diptera; Culicidae
Exons: 2
Coding region: 223-870 (215 amino acids)
Source: RefSeq, a predicted model, not a curated record
UGUCUUGCCUUAGGCAAUGAAACAACAAAUAAUUUUCCAUUUUGCACAGUUAGUUUACCCAGCCAGAAUCGUACAGCAGCAUUUCUUUCCAGGGAAUUCCAAGCAGGCGGUGUGUGUGGGGACAUUCACAACGGCAUACAAACUGACAGCAUGUUCAGUUUUGCUUUGCAGUCUCCCCCCGCGCAUCGUGCCUGUUGAUUCAAAUUGUAGCCAACCAAACCGAUGGACCAAGCGACCCAACCGUACGAAGGAGUGCACUGCGACGAGUGUCACUAUUGGUUUAGCAAGCUGUACCUGUUCAAGCAGCACCACCGGAAAUGCCACAGCGAUCUCGGCGAGCUGAUCGAUCUGCCCCCCUUGCCCGCGUUUGCCAACACGGUGAAGCUGCACAAUCUCGAGGACGAGCUGUGGUUCGCUAUACUGCACACCUACGAAGGGAAAACGGUGCUGAUGCGCAUAUUUGAGGCAGAAACUCACGCCACAAUGCGAAUCGCAAAUCAGCGCGACAUGGAGCAGCAACGCAAACGGCUGGUACGGAAGGGCGCCGGGGACACCAUUACGAUCGGCGUCCUGUACGAUGUGUAUCCCGAAAUCAAUGCGGAGGAUACGCUUAGCUUUAAGGUCGUUCCGCGCAUCUACUGGGAUGUGAGCGAGGAUGGUACGAAAACACAGAUACCGUCGAUGUCGUACCCGGUCACGGGACGCUCGUGCCACCGUGGGCAGUACCCGAGAAAGUUCCUAUUCCCAGAAAAUCUCAACACGCGCCACGAACCGGCAAGCUACAUCUAUAGUGAUGUUGUACUGUGUGAGCACAAUGCACCUCCUAAUCCCUUCUACGUUGAGCUGGAACGAAUUGUAAACACACUUUAGUAUGUACAUAGUUUAGUUUUAACAAAUUCUACCCUUUUACAAAAUGCAUUGUAAGGGUACGAUUAUUAUUGUCACACCCAGGGUCGUGUUCAUUUUCAAUUGUAUUGUUUUCGUUUUGCUUUAGCUAAUGUAUAACCAAAAACGCCCCAGCUCUUAACAUACGACAAUACAAAAACACUGAACUAAACAGCCAAAAGCUUUCUGUUCUACUUCAGAAACAUGUACGCACUUGGCACAGAAUACACAAUAUUUCCCUCAGCUCCAACCAUCGGGGCAAUUUAAUUAGUUGUUUUGCGUUGGGUUUCCACUUUUUCAUGUUAGCUACCCAAAAUACCUCCAAUCAUGUUUCCACCAUUUAACUACAAAACUUUGUUGUGGUUUGCCAUUCUAUCCGCACGACCGCACGUUUAGCAGCACGAACUUUGGUUUGGCCGUUUCCUUUUUAAACACACUGCUACGGUUUCUGUUCCAUAGAAAUGGUGUGAGUUGCAAUCUAUCUUCGUUGUUACAUUUACUGCACAAAGAAGCGUGUUUCGAUUGGUCGUUAUACAUUUUAACCAAACAAUGAUAUUUAACAUGAUGGCAAUUAGGCAACCGCCUAACACCCGCUACCCAGCCCCGUUUGUCGCGUUUUGUUAGAACGCUGCUAGAUUAAGGCAUAGCUAUGGUGUACAUUAAAUUCGCGUUUGCCGAAAAAGUUUCAAAAUUUGUUGAAGGAUGUUUGAAGUCCUUCUGCAAAAUGGUGGACCAUUUGCUGUGGACAGCACACUGGUUGAUCCAAACCGUGGGAUGAUGCUUUGAUCGUCACCGUCAUCGUACUUCGAACGGCACAUCCAUUAAAGGUAUAUGUUUUUAAGCAAAUUUUGCAUGCUUCGUUCUCUUCGUGUAGGAGUUUAGCGGAGCCAACGACCAAAAACCUACAGAGCUGUGCAAUGGCGCUGUGCGUCAUGUGUUGUUUUGAAGAAGAAUGCAUUACUUUUUUUUUAUUUUGGCUGGGAAUGGGAGGAAAAAUGCUUUAAAAAUUGAAAAAAAAUCAUAAAUUACACUGUUGAAAUAUACAUGGUGGCAUGAAAUUAUAUGUGUGGCGGAUGGUUCAAGGAACUGUCGUUAAAUUGUUUGCUACUGUCGUGACAAAACGUUACAUGGAAAGCAACGAAUUCUCCCCCCAAAAAGAGAUUCCCCGGAAGAAAGAUGUAUCUUCGUGCCUUUUGAUCUCGAUGUAAUCAAAUUGAAAUGUAACCAAACAAGUUACGCACUACUGAGCUUACCACACCUAUCGUUAACCUUUUCACGCCAAUGUGUGAACCAGAGGCUGAAUGCCCUGAGGAUAGUUCCUCUUUAACACGACGCCCCCUUGUGCCAACUGGCCAUGUGGAGGAACUCCUGGAACGUUGGAGGCUAAACAAAAAAAAGAAUACACCCGUAACCUGAAACUGAUGGAGCACCACUUUCACAAGCAAAUUGAAGUCACCGGCCAUGAUGUCGUAGAACCAUCACCAGCAUAUUGGAACGGAAAAAUAGGCAGCAGUUCCAGGCAGAACGGCUUGACCAUCUCGUACCUACGGUACAUUGCGAACGGGUAUUAAUUUCCUGUUUUGGUUUUCUGUGCACCUAACACCAAUCGAACGGUAGACGGCAUCAUGUGCUGGGAUGCAGCACAGCUCUGCUUCAAAACAUCCUUAUUACCAUGUGAUUAAAUUUAAAGAUUGCCGUUCACUCAAACUGUUAUCUGCCGAUGUCGUGCCGAUGUCAUGCUACAGAGAAGAAUUCUAAUUGAAUUUGUCGGGCCAUCUUGCUCAGGGAGAAAGAAUGGAAGCAAUGGAUUGAACAAACGAACCGGCCAUGACAGCAUCUAAUGGUAUCAAAUUUCUAAGAAACUGAAUUACAUUACACAGCUGGACAGUUUUACAGUGAUAUGGAAAGUAGGGGAACAUCAGCAUUUGCAGGGGGAAACAAUAUGUUUUUUUUUACAUUUGUGCAUUGCGUCUGGUUUGCGUACUUACUGGAAAAGGGACAAAUAUUUUUCGUUUUUUUUUUUGUUGUUGUCAAACACGCGAAAGUUAAAAGGUAGCACAUAAAACAUUA